This is a messenger RNA of Paramecium sonneborni, 2684 nucleotides long. Lineage: Eukaryota; Ciliophora; Oligohymenophorea; Peniculida; Parameciidae. The record is from the annotation of a GenBank genome assembly.
AUGUCUGAAAGUUCUCUAUCUUAAAAUGAUUUUUUUGAAUUGAAGCAUGUUAGAACAUUAAAAGAGAAGCCCUCGAAAUAAUAAUAAAAGAAGAAGCGAACAUAAUUUUAUGUAAACAAAGUAAUGUUAGAAAAAGAAUAUAUUAAAACAGAUUUGAGUUGUGAUUGUACAGAAUGUGGAAAAUGUAGUUUAUUUAUUGGGACUAUAAAAAAACAAUAUCCAUUCAAUGAAACAAGGUAAAAAGUUAAUAAAUUUAAAGAUGGUAGAAAAGAAAAAGAGUUUUAAAAAGAUUUAAAGCAGCAAUUAAUGCUAUAAUUUUUAUUUUAUCAUAUAAAGUGGAAGCGAUUAAAAAAUUCAGAAAAAGAAUGCAUAUUUUGAAAGCAGUCCGAAAUUUAACAACAGUAAGAAAAUAAUAAAUUACUGCUUCUACUCAUUUUUAGUAAUAACCAAUGAUUAGUAUUCCUCAGUCAAGAUAAUCACAGAGGUAUUAUUUUUAAUAAAAAGAAAGAAUAAAAACAACUCCUGAUGAUGAAACAUUUUUUCAUCAUUUAAUAAAUAGUGCUAGAGAACCUAGAAAAAGUUAAGUUUCAAUUUAUAUGAAUAAAAUGUUAAAAGACGUUAUUCCAAAGAGUGAAGUUCAUUUAAAACCUUUAAGUCAUUUUAAUUAGAAGUAGUUAAAAUAAAAUAAUGUAAAAUCAAUAACAUAAGCAUCUUUUUCUCAUAAUAAUUAUUCAAAUGUAUAAUUGAAUGCGUAGAAAUACCCAAGUUUACAUUAAGAGUAAAUUGCAAAUAAUCAAUAUAAAAUAUUUAAUAAAGAUCUUUUAAAAUUGAUAGAUUCUUUAAAAGUUAGACAUAGAAUAAUUAGAUGUAAGAAAUGAUUAUAUAAUUUAUAAAUUUAUUGAAUAUAUAUUAAGUUAGCUUUUGUUUAUAAAUUAAUUAAUAUAUGGACCUUCUGAAAGAUCCUGUCAAUGAUCGAUAAGUGAAAACUUUAAAGCCUCCACCUCAUCGUCCAUUGUCAAGGAAUCUAAUGUUUCCAGAUAAAUUGAAAAGUAUUCAAGAAAUAAAGUAUAGACAAACCUGAUUGGAAAUUGUUAAGAGAUCAUUUAUAAAAAGAGGGAAGAAUAGCUAAAGAGGAUCUAUUUAAAUUAGUAGCUGAUUGUAAUAAAUUAUUGAGUAAAUAAUAAUUAAAUGACUAGAAAAUGAAGGAAAUGUGCUAUAUUUAUAAGAUCCAUUAACAGUGGUAGGUGAUAUUCAUGGGUAAUAUAAUUAUAAUUAUGAUUAGUCAAUAUUAUGAUUUAUUGAAGUUAUUGGAACCUAAAGUAGGUGGUAAUCCUGAAAAUACAAAGUAUAUUUUGAAAAUAUUAAUAAUAAUAGAUAUCUCUUUUUAGGAGAUUUUGUUGAUAGAGGUUCAUAUUCAAUAGAAGUAAUAAUAUUAAUGUAUGCAAUAAAAUUGAAUUUCUAAAAUUCAGUAUAUUUUUUAAGAGGAAAUCAUGAAUGUAGAUAAUUAACAGCAUUCUUUAAUUUUAAAGAAGAAUGCUUAUAUAAAUAUGAUUAAGAAACUUAUGAAAUGUUAAUGGAUUCAUUUGAUUUAUUUCCUUUAGCAUGCAUAAUAAAUUCUAAAUUUAUAGCAAUUCAUGGUGGAAUCUCACCUGAUUUAAAAUCGAUAGAAGAUAUAAAAAAGAUAGAAAGAUAUCAUGAACCUCCAAGAUAAGGAUUAUUUUGUGAUUUAUUAUGGAGUGAUCCUGUAGAUUAAGAAUAAGGUCAUUUAGAUUCUGCAUGGAAAUCUAAUGAAGUAAGAGGAUGUAGUUGGUUUUUUGGAGGAGAAUCUGCAAAUAAGUUUUUACAAAGAAAUAAUUUAAUAUCAAUUAUUAGAGCCCAUGAAGUAAUAAUAUAUAAAUAUAUAUUAAGGCUUAAUUAGAUGGAUAUAAAAUGCAUAGAUGGAAUGGUGGUUAAGAUUUCCCAGUUGUAAUUACUAUUUUUAGUGCUCCAAAUUAUUGUGAUGUUUAUAAUAACAGAGGAGCUGUUAUUAAAUUUGAAAAUAACACUCUUAACAUUCAAUAAUAUUAAUAUACUCCUCAUCCAUAUUUAUUACCGAAUUUUAUGGAUAUUUUUACAUGGUCUAUUCCAUUUGUAGCAGAAAAAAGUAAUAUUAUUUACUUAUUUUAAGUAACUGAAAUGUUAUAUCAUAUAUUAUAAACUGACAUUUAAGAUGAUGAUGAAUAAAUUAGUGAAUCAGAUAUUUAAUAAUUUAAAUAAUUGACUAAGUAGGCAGGCUUAUAAAAAUAAUCUACUACUGGUAGUUCAUAAGGUGCAUAAAAAAGUAUAUUAGAUAAGAUAAUUUAUUUUAGAUACUGAAAAAUUAAAGAAUAAAAUUAAGUUUGUAUCUACAAUGAUGAAAAUGUAAAGGACUCUAAGAGAAGAGAGAGAAAGUAUAAUUUAAUUAAAAGGUGCUUGUCCUGAUAAAAGAUUGCCAAGAGGUAUACUUAUGAAAGGAAAAGAUGCUAUUAAUGAUUGUAAAAAUAAAAACUAAGUUUUAGAGCUUGCUGAUUUUACUACAGCUAAAAGUGUAGAUUUAAUUAAUGAAAAAAUGCCAUAUGCUUAGAUUCCAUAAGAAUCCAUUUAAAUAAAAAAACCAUCAACUUAGAGGAAAAAAUGAUUUCUAUAUUUUUAUGUAUAUUUAUUCA